Sclerotinia sclerotiorum 1980 UF-70 is the source of this 1614-nucleotide messenger RNA. RefSeq lists its product as hypothetical. Gene Ontology annotation, molecular function: cyclin-dependent protein serine/threonine kinase regulator activity; protein kinase binding. Gene Ontology annotation, biological process: regulation of cyclin-dependent protein serine/threonine kinase activity. Gene Ontology annotation, cellular component: cyclin-dependent protein kinase holoenzyme complex; nucleus. The record is from RefSeq and is a predicted model, not a curated record. The transcript is spliced from 3 exons. Bases 1 to 1614 code for a protein of 537 amino acids. NCBI's taxonomy places the organism in Eukaryota, Fungi, Ascomycota, Leotiomycetes, Helotiales, Sclerotiniaceae.
AUGCAUGCAACAUAUCCAGGACCGCCAUAUCCUCAUUAUAAAGGUCGGCAUAAUGAGACCUGCACAGAGUCUUUGAAUUUCAAUAGGGCAAGCGAUCAUGAUGGAUCAGCUACUCAAUCUAGAAUUUCACAAGCACCCGGAGACUCAGUACACAGAGUAGCUAAGAUUGUUGAGCCCUCUCAAGCAGAGCAACCUUAUAAUUGGCCAACAGUAAAACCCAAGCAUACAUCCGAAUCCUUCUACGCUACUGCCCUGACAACCCUGGAGUCUGAAUCUACUCGAAAGCCGCAAGCAAAAAAACCAAAUACAGACACUAUUCAUCCUAGUCUGCAAAUACCAAAAUCAAUAAAUGACAGUGGCGGAAGUUUGGCCGAAUUCGCUGCACAGGUCUCGCAGAAUGUGAUAUUAUUGGCGCUACUUUUCAUUUACCGUCUGAAAUCCAUUAACCCAGUAGUUAAGGGGCGAAGUGGAAGCGAGUACAGACUCUUAACAGUGGCAUUGAUGCUGGGCAACAAAUUUCUCGAUGACAACACAUAUACCAACAAGACAUGGGCCGAAGUUUCGGGAAUCUCUGUCACUGAAAUCCAUAUAAUGGAAGUCGAAUUUUUGAGCAACAUGCGCUACAGCUUACUCGCAACUGAGGAUGAGUGGAAGGAAUGGCAACGGAAGCUUGGGAAAUUCGGGAGCUUUUGUGAUCGGGCCGUAAAAUUAUCACCUCCACCCAUGUACCAGCCGACCCUGCCCUCUCCUCCUGCGUCAAUGCAAGCUUCGUCUCCGACACAAACGAGUCAAUAUGCAUCCCCAGCUGGAUCAUACAAUCUUACUCCUCAGUGGCCUGCUAUUAGCAACGCCGCUCAGUUGGUGUCGCCACUAACAACUGCUUCAACCCCUUCCGACCAGGAUUUCCACGCGAAUGCAAAAAAGAGAAGUUUCCUGGAAGAUGCUGAAGAACCGGUAGCAAAGCGUGUGUCCAGGUCAAUAACCUCAACAUCUAAUUGCCUUCAAGACUUCAACAUGACUCCUCGACCUCGUUUACCGCCCGUACCUAAUUUGACGAUCUCGACAAACCAAGCGAUGAGCGGUAACAACGGCCUGCCAAGCUUUUCUCAAAACGCACCAACUUUACCUCCUUUGAACAUUAAUCGAGCCAUGUCCACAGUCUAUCCAACUACUCCGACUUACCCACCACCUAUUUUAAGUCAUACCCUUUCUGGGUCACAAACUAGUGGAUCACAAGUUGCUGCAUAUCAACACAACAAUCAAAUUGUUGGCACCCCAUGUGGCCAACGUAGUCCUCGUUCAGCCGUCCAAGAACUACUUGCAUCAGUUCCUUCCCCACUCAAUGCAUCCUUUCCUGGAACUUCGGGUCACAUUUCACCAUCUGUUUUCUAUCAGCAAAGAAACUCGCCCUACAAGCCUAUUCGCCACGUGAAUACCCUCCUCUAUCCACCACCAUCUACCUCGAUGCACGAUUAUGCAGUCAACACAAACCAUAUGCACUAUCAACCAUUGGGCAAGAGGCAUGAUUACCGAUCUGGUGUUGUACCAGGAUAUGGCCAUCAAUCAGCCAAUCAAUGGCCUGUACUACCUCAACCCAACUUUCACGGAGUAUAA